AUGUCGUCUGACAACUCCAAAAAGUUGGUCCUCCAGAGCUCUGAUGGCGAGGAUAUCGUAGUCGAUCGUGAUGUCGCCGAGAGAUCAAUUCUCAUCAAGAACAUGGUCGGCGAUCUUGGUGAAGAUGCCAUGGAGGAGGCCAUCCCCAUACCCAAUGUCAAUGCCGCUGUCCUCAAAAAAGUGAUCGAGUGGUGCACACAUCACAAACAUGACCCUCCUGCAACCAAUGAAGACGACUCAGAUUCGCGUAAGAAGACGACUGAUAUCGAUGAGUGGGAUCAAAAGUUCAUGCAGGUCGAUCAAGAAAUGCUUUUUGAAAUCAUUUUGGCGGCCAACUAUCUGGACAUCAAGGCACUGCUUGACGUUGGCUGCAAAACUGUCGCCAACAUGAUCAAGGGCAAGUCGCCAGAAGAGAUCCGCAAAACGUUCAAUAUCCAGAACGACUUUACUCCGGAGGAGGAGGACCAGAUCCGUCGCGAGAACGAGUGGGCCGAAGAGUGA
Messenger RNA from Fonsecaea nubica, 501 nucleotides. Its product is annotated as E3 ubiquitin ligase complex SCF subunit sconC. Gene Ontology annotation, molecular function: cullin family protein binding. The record is from RefSeq and is a predicted model, not a curated record. The transcript has 2 exons. NCBI's taxonomy places the organism in Eukaryota, Fungi, Ascomycota, Eurotiomycetes, Chaetothyriales, Herpotrichiellaceae. The coding region runs from base 1 to 501 and encodes 166 amino acids. Gene Ontology annotation, cellular component: nucleus; cytoplasm. Gene Ontology annotation, biological process: mitotic cell cycle; SCF-dependent proteasomal ubiquitin-dependent protein catabolic process.